UGAUUGGUUGUUAUGGGGUGUGGCAAAUCACAGAACUUGUGAGUGUGAGAGUUUUAUUUCAUGAAUGUUUUGAGGAUAAAGUCACUUCAGCUGAAUCUGAAAAAAAGCCAUCACCAUGGAAUUCUCUUUACUUCCUGCGCAACGGGAAAGUGAAGUAAUUGGACUGGUUCACAUGAAGCAUCAGGAGAAAAGCCUUUUGGAAAAGCUGCAUCGGAAAUACUCCCAGAAGCCAUGGAAUGAAACAAUUAAACUAACUAGACUGUGUUUGGACAAACCUGUUGGAAAUGCUUUGAAGAGUGUGCUGUAUCAUCCAGUGUUGCAAUGUCAGAACAUGCUACAAGAAGCAUUGCAAGCAAAAUCCCUGUCUGUAAUUUUGUCCCGUAUAGAAUGUAUAUCCAAACAAAAAGGGCUGGAAUCCCACCUUGGUCCUAAUGAAAGAAUUUGCUAUAUCACCUCAGAAAUGUUUUACAUAGAAGUGCAGGUUAAGAAAAAUGGGAAUGUAUCUUCUGUCAAACUAGCUCAUCAUGGAGAAACACCUAUGGUCUGUAAUGAGCUGCUCCAGUUCCUCAGGGCAAAGGAUUUUGAAUCUUUUGGUCAAAGUUUGGAAGGACUACUACGUUUAUACAACAUUCCAGGAAACAGUGAAAUAAAAGCUAAGGUAUAUGUUGCCUUGAGGUCCUUAGAAGCAGAUCUGAGUGGAAUAUUUAAUAUUUUCAGCUCUAAAAGUACCGACAAAAGGGAAUCUGCAAUUUUGCAUGGACAAGUGGGUUUUCUCUCCCCUAGAUGUGGAGGAACUCCAAUGGGUAUUGAAUAUUAUGUUUCGCCAUGUCAGCUUUUAGAAGAAAAGCUAAAGCCAGGAUCACUGGUGGUUGGAUUUAAAGCUUAUCUGAGUAUCAUGGGUACAAACAACUGGUUCCGGCUUCCAAGUUCUCCACUGUUUAGUGGUCUUCAGCAAGAUAGCAACAUCCCUUUGUUUUCUUUGCUUAAUGAUGAAUGCAGCAUGGAUUUACCUGCUUGCUUUUGCUUCAUGUUCACUGAUCCUCUACCAUUACUUCUACCUUUUGUUCAGAAAAUCCAGUGUAUUACAGGGCUUCCUGUUGCUGGAAUCAAGCAAGCUCCAUUUCAUGAACUAAUUAUUCACCUAGAAAAUAAUUGCUGCAAGACUGAUGGCGCCAGUACAGAUGCUCAGUUCAUAUUGAGUAUUCCAGAUUGCAGAGAUCACUGCUAUGCCAUCACCAGUGUAUCCGAUAAUGAACAAGCUCUUAUGGGUAUCUUGGUGGAUAAAAUACCCUUUACUCAUCCAAGCCAAGUUCCAGCAACAUUGGAAGUGCUUCGCCAUCAGGCUGCUUAUAGCACUCUUAUCAACAGCUGCAUCUCCAGUACCAGAAAAACAAUAGAAUAUACAGAUAUGACUCACUUUGAAAUCUCCUUGCAAAGAAACUGCAGAAUCUGCAUUUCAUUUCAACAUCCAAGUGGUGUCAGUCUUUCAUGUGUUGCUGUUGACGUCUUGAGCUCUAGACAAUUAAACUGUACACUAUACAAGGAUGCUGUGGACCCUUCAUUUCCCUGCAACAGCGAGUUUAUAACAAAAGUGUUGGAAAGUUGCAUGUCCAUACCCAUCACUAUGAGAGCUAUUCUAAAGCGGUCAAAGAAGUUGGGAGCUGUCUCCAAGGUGGAAACUUAUUCUGCAACUGAGAAGUCGGUGCAUCCUUUAACUACAGAGGGCUUUGAAAGAGAUGUUUCAAUGGCUUUGGACCACGACAUGGAGCAAAUAAACAGUCCUGAAAAUAAAGUUUUGGGGCAAAACAAACAUAAAACGGUAAAUGACAAUUUGGGUCAUAAAAUGGCCAUGCAAUCAGAUGAACAAAAUUCUACCUUUGCAAUAGAGCCUUACAGCUUUGCUGCUCGGUUUAGUACCAGUUUUGCCAAGGAGUCCAGUCCUAUAAUGGCAGAGGGCCCUGGGGCACUCAUGGCAGAAGUGCCUGAUCAGGUUAUGUUGGAUGGCCCCAGUUCUAUCAUAUUGGAAGUUCAAAGUCCUGUCUUGUCAGAGGAACCCAGCUCUAGUAUGACAGAACACAGUUCAAGCUUUACAGGUGACCUCAGUACAAGUAUUACAGAAGAACUCAACCUAAAUGUUUCCAGUUUCAUGGUUUCUUCAGUCAUUCCAGAGAAAAAAAUAGAAGACUCCUACUGAAUGUUGUAAAAUCUAUAUUUUCUUUGUUGUCUUUUCAUAAAUAUAAAUGGUAAAAUAAACCUGUGAAUAUAUUUUGUUUUGGUUA
Messenger RNA from Xenopus laevis (African clawed frog), 2279 nucleotides. RefSeq names its product mediator complex subunit 1 like L homeolog (gene med1l.L). The record is from RefSeq and is a predicted model, not a curated record. The transcript is spliced from 17 exons. Lineage: Eukaryota; Metazoa; Chordata; Amphibia; Anura; Pipidae. The coding region runs from base 116 to 2194 and encodes 692 amino acids.